UUCUCCGAGCCUCUAGCAAUUGUGUGACCCGCGUGUUUACACACUCCCAGGUCGGUUUACGUCUCUCUAGCCUUUUUAUGCUGUCUCAGCCUCAUCUCAUUUUUACGUUGUAAAGAAGGAACAGUGCCCUGUGUCAUAUUACACGUUAAAGUGCGAGGAAAAGAUGAAGGAGUCGAUAAUGAACCAGGAGAAGCUCGCCAAACUGCAGGAGCAAGUCCGCAUAGGCGGCAAGGGGUCAGCCCGCAGAAAGAAGAAGGUGGUGCACAGAACAGCUACAGCAGAUGACAAGAAGCUGCAGUUCUCCCUUAAGAAACUGGGAGUCAACAACAUCUCUGGCAUUGAGGAGGUGAAUAUGUUCACAAACCAGGGGACAGUGAUCCACUUCAAUAACCCAAAGGUUCAGGCCUCCUUGGCUGCCAACACCUUUACGAUCACAGGGCACGCUGAGAACAAGCAGCUGACAGAGAUGCUCCCAGGAAUCCUAAGCCAGCUGGGAGCCGACAGUCUUACCAGCCUCAGGAGAUUAGCGGAGACCCUGCCCAAACCAGCUGGAGAGAACAAAGCCCCCAUGGUUGCUGCUGAAGAGGAGGACGAUGAAGUUCCAGAUCUUGUUGAAAACUUUGACGAGGCUUCAAAGAACGAGGCAAACUAACAUCAGCGAACAUUUCAAGGCUCCUCUUGACUCACCAUACUUUGACACAGCAGCAUUUUGUAACUGUUCAUCUCUGUUACUGCUCUGUGGCUACAAACAAAACUUGCUUUUUAAUUGUAACCUUGACAAUUGGGCUAAAACAAGUAAAAUUGACUUUUUAAUGGCAGCUUACCUUGUCUGAUUUGCCUUUUGUUCUGCAAUACAAGUGAAAUUAUUUAAUUGAGUGGAAUGUGCAAACCUUUCUCUUUCUCACGCUGCCUCUCCUGCAUUGUGAUGCCUACACAUCAAAAAUGUAUUGGUGGAAUUAAUCAUGUAAUAAAGAUUACAUUUCAA
This is a messenger RNA of Siniperca chuatsi (mandarin fish), 985 nucleotides long. Its product is annotated as transcription factor BTF3-like. The transcript has 6 exons. Bases 164 to 652 code for a protein of 162 amino acids. NCBI's taxonomy places the organism in Eukaryota, Metazoa, Chordata, Actinopteri, Centrarchiformes, Sinipercidae. Gene Ontology annotation, cellular component: cytosol; nascent polypeptide-associated complex. The record is from RefSeq and is a predicted model, not a curated record.